UUGGUGAUGAUGUGGGUCAAAUGCAUUGUUGAUCCUCUAUUUUCUAAUGGGAGAGAGAAAGACAUAGUAAGUAGGUUUCUCUUGGUAUUCUAUCCAGUGUUUCUUUUGAUCUCUUGGGGUUCUGAGUCUUUCCUCUUGCAAUGGAGGAAUACAAAGCUUAUUCUUUAUCAGAGGUCUUUCUCCAUUCCUCCAAGAAAGAUUGUUGGUUGAUCAUAAAUGACAAGGUUUAUGAUGUAACCAAGUUCUUGGAAGAUCAUCCAGGAGGUGAAGAUGUUCUUUUAGAGGCAUCAGCCAAUGGAGAUGCCACAGAAGCUUUUGAUGAUGUGGGUCAUAGUUCCACAGCCACCAGCAUGAUGAAUAGUUAUCUCAUUGGUUUUCUGGAGGGUUCUGAUGCUGGAAAAGACAUUGGAGGUUUGCAGACUAUGAGGGAAAAGAAAGAAAAGGGAUCUGCUUUGGCCAAAGCCAAAAAGGAAAUGAAGCCAUCUGUUGUCAUCAACUUAAUGCAGUACAGUAUCCCUCUUAUCAUCUUUGGUGUGGCAUUCGGAGCUUGGUAUUUUCUUAAUAAAGCCAACUAGUCUUGAUUCUCAUCUUUAAGCCAUUUUUGUCACACAAUAAAAGUAAUUAAUGUUGCAAACUUAUGUGUCAAUAUCUGGAAGCCUAUGUAAUACCUUUUUAUUUUUAUC
This is a messenger RNA of Nelumbo nucifera (sacred lotus), 683 nucleotides long. RefSeq lists its product as uncharacterized. The record is from RefSeq and is a predicted model, not a curated record. Gene Ontology annotation, molecular function: heme binding. NCBI's taxonomy places the organism in Eukaryota, Viridiplantae, Streptophyta, Magnoliopsida, Proteales, Nelumbonaceae. Gene Ontology annotation, cellular component: intracellular membrane-bounded organelle; membrane.